CUGCCGAUGAGUCUGCCCCAACCAAUUCGGCAGACUGGACAACAGCCCGCAGAACCAUGCGCGGGCUGCCCAUCCCUGGCAAUCAUACCAAGGGUUAGUCUAGCGUUGGUGACCCUUAAGUACACUCUCGCUCAUACCAUGGCAGUGAAGAAGACCAAAGUGGUCGUCAAGCACGAGCUGCCCGCGGGCAAGCUGGGCCUGACUGCCGUCGGGAGCCCGCCCGCGGUCGGCUCGGUCAGGACCGACUCGCCGGUCGCGGGGCAAGUCGCGCCCGGGGACAUAAUCGUCGCGCUCACCCGUCCGGGCUUGGGCGACGUCGACACGACGAACCUGGAUGGCCAGGCGGUGAUGGACACGCUCAUUAAGUUCGCCGACCGGGAAGGCCGCAGUCUGACGGUCGAGAAGCACGGUAUGUACAGGGUCGGCGUCCCGCCCGGGCCGCUCGGGGUCUCGUUCGUAGAUGGCACGUGCACCGUGCAUGUGGUAAAAACGACGUCGCCGCUCCUGGGCGCGACGAAGGCGGGCGACACGCUUCUGUCCGUGGAUGGCAAGCCGGUGACGCCGGCGACCAUCUUCGACGUCAUCAAGGCGGCGGACGAUGGAACCGGCGAGCGCAAGCUCGUCUUCCGGACCUAUGGAGGCACGCCCGCGGGCAUGACGGCGGGCGGCACGUGGGUCGAACAGGUCUACGUGGGCCCGGAGACGAAGAAAUGGGCGUGCCUCGCGUGCCUCUUCUUCGGCUUGCCGGGACUGUGCAUCUUAAUGUUACCCGGGGACAAGCGCAUGGUCUACGUCAACCUCGCAAAAAACGCAAAAGCCGGGGCCGGGCAGGGCGGCCCUGCCCGACGGCACGAUCGUCGAAUACACGAAGGUCGGUCAGAUCGUUACCUCGUACCGUAG
This is a messenger RNA of Pelagomonas calceolata, 900 nucleotides long. The record is from the annotation of a GenBank genome assembly. Lineage: Eukaryota; Pelagophyceae; Pelagomonadales; Pelagomonadaceae.